AAAUGUACUGAUCUAUAUCGUAUACAAAAAGGAUAAACAUUUGUUUUAUAUUCCAUGCGUAUUGUCAAAACUGUGAUAUCAAAAUGAUCUCUCACGUAAUGACUCUUGCUAAUGGUAUAAUUGGCGUUAGCGUAUUAGCCAUGCCGUUUUGUUUCAAACAAUGUGGUAUUGUCUUGGCGACGUUAGUUCUUUUAUUAAGUAGCAUACUAUCUCGAUUGGCGUGCCACUUUCUCAUUAAGUCUGCGGUAAUGUCUCGCCGAAGAAACUUUGAGUUUCUUGCGUUUCAUGCGUUUGGACCUAUGGGAAAGUUUUUAGUCGAAUUAUGUAUUAUAGGAUUUUUAUUAGGAACUUGUAUAGCAUUUUUUGUUGUCGUCGGAGAUUUAGGUCCGCAGAUUAUUGGAGAAAUGAUUAAUAAGAGUCCAGAAGAUAUAAGAACUAGCUUUCUCAUAACAACUGGAAUUUUUAUCGUCUUACCACUAGGCUUAUUGAGAAACAUUGAUAGUCUCGCGAGUGUCAGUACUGCAUCCAUUGCAUUUUAUAUCUGUUUGGUUUUGAAAGUAAUAGCUGAAUCAACGCAUCAUAUUUUUUCUGCAGACUGGCUUGAGAAAAUUCAUUAUUGGAGACCAAGCGGCAUUCUUCAGUGUUUACCCAUUUUCUCUUUAGCUCUUUUUUGCCAAACCCAGUUGUUUGAAAUCUACGAGGCUAUGCCCAAUGCUAGUUUAGAAAAAAUGAAUCAAGUAGUUAGAGGAGCAUUAAAUAUCUGUACAAGCGUUUAUCUUUGUGUAGGACUGUUUGGAUAUAUCGCUUUUUCCAAUCAGCCAUUUACAGGAAAUAUUUUACUAAGUUUUGAACCGAGUUUGACUUCUGAAAUAAUUAAAAUAGGUUUUGUACUGUCAGUCGCAUUCAGUUUUCCGCUAGUCAUUUUUCCAUGCAGAGCAAGUUUGAAUUCCUUGCUAUUCAAACAAGGCUAUGCACACGAAACCUCGACUAGCUAUAUAAGCGAAGCAAGAUUUAGAUGCCUUACAACUUUCAUUGUAACAAUAGCAUUAAUCGCCGGAGUACUCAUUCCUAAUAUUGAGUUUGUCUUGGGCAUAGUUGGAUCGACGAUUGGCGUUAUAAUAUGUCUUAUAUUCCCCGCUGCUUUUUUUAUAUCAAUUAGCACAAAAAAUACCAAUGAAAGGUUGCUCGCUCAGAUUAUUGUCAUUAUUGGAAUGUGGAUUAUGAUUCUUGGGACAUACGCAAAUCUAUAUGCAAUGGAACAAUCAGUUAUUUCUAGAAAUGCAGCAACAACUAUAAAAUUUUCUAAUCACGUAAAUAAUAUGCCUCGUGAACUGGCUAAUAAUGAAGUGCUGAUCAGACCCGAUGAACCGAAACAGCCUGAUGAUUUAUUAAAUAUAAAGGAUGAUGCUGACAUGCCGAAAUUACAAGUUCCUAUUAAACCUAUCGAUAAUGAUAAUGUGCGUCAAGAGCCUCCAGUACCUGUGGAACGAUUACCGGACACGGAACAAUUACAAAAAGUAAAGGAAAUUGUUCUGAAACCUGUGACGGAGAGACGGAAAUUUCAAGACGCAGAGCAUAAAAUCAACCGAUUCGAUAAGGAAUUGAUGAAAGAAGCUAAAAUAGUAUAUGAUGCGUUGAAGAAAAAUGAAGAAAAAGAUGAAUUACUUAUAAAACCAGAAGAAAAUUCAUUGAUUGUUAAAGCAGAUAAAUUAAUUAAUUCCGUUUCGAAAAAUGAUGCUAUAGCAGUUGAUGCGAUAAAAAAAGAAGAAUCAGAAUUAGCAGCUGAUAAGGAAAAUAGAAUACAGAAUGAAAAUUUAAAAAACAUUAAAAACGUUUCAUUAAAUACCAAUUUUGAUAAAAAAUCUGAGAAUUCAUUUAGAGAGUCUAAAGAUCCUAUCAUUAAAGUAUUAACCAAACAGUCGAAUAAGCUUUUUAAUGAAAAUGAAGCCAGUAACCAGACAAAUAAAAAUGCCAAUUCACCUUUAAAAAAUAAUACUAAAAGCCAUACUGAUUUUAUCGCUGCAAGAAGAAAUAUUUUAGAUGAGCAUCAAAGAGGAAAGCGAAUGACUCAUAUGGAAGAUAUCGAUACUUCUAAGACACAUUUCAAUGAAACAAUGGAAAAUCAUGUUAAUAAUUCGACAAUUGAGGAAGCUGUAGAUUACAAAGUAAUUUAUCCGAAAAAGUGGAGCGAUUUACAGAAAAAAGAUGUGAAAAAGGAAGGAAAUAUCGAGGAGCUAGAUAACGAAGACAAUUUAGAAAAUUUAAUUAGAACCAGUGCUUACUUGUCCGAACAGAAUGUUAUGAAAAAAAUUUCGAUUAACACCGAUGUAAACGAAGGUAGCACUUUCAUUAAAUUGAUGAAGAGAGAUUUAAAAACUUUAAAGUCGGAAAGUGACAACGAAAAAUAGUUUGUUAUAACCAUAUUAUUAUUAUUUAUUAAUUAUUAUGCAUUUUAUUAUUGAAAUAAUGUAGACAAUAUU
Ceratosolen solmsi marchali is the source of this 2480-nucleotide messenger RNA. Its product is annotated as putative sodium-coupled neutral amino acid transporter 10. Gene Ontology annotation, molecular function: L-amino acid transmembrane transporter activity. NCBI's taxonomy places the organism in Eukaryota, Metazoa, Arthropoda, Insecta, Hymenoptera, Agaonidae. The record is from RefSeq and is a predicted model, not a curated record. Bases 84 to 2408 code for a protein of 774 amino acids. The transcript has 7 exons. Gene Ontology annotation, cellular component: membrane. Gene Ontology annotation, biological process: amino acid transmembrane transport.